Molecule: messenger RNA, 1444 nt
Organism: Owenia fusiformis
Lineage: Eukaryota; Metazoa; Annelida; Polychaeta; Sabellida; Oweniidae
Source: the annotation of a GenBank genome assembly
CGUGGAGUUUGAUCCUCUUUCUUCUUUAGGUACUUCCUCUAGGCGACCACAUCGUGAGAGGAGGGCUCCUAAAUGGCUUGAUCCUUAUGACAUUUCAUAAUUCUUUUCUGUGCACCUUUUUUACAAUACUCACUCUUUCCAGGAGAAUUCCGCUCCCCGUUACCAGUGUGUACUGAAGUGCAAAAAUGGGAGGAAGUGCCGGCGGCGGUUCAAGUCAGAGGAAGCGUUGGUUAAGCACCAAGCCACCGUGCCACACAUCCCUGCCAAGAGGUCUAUGAGGAUCAUAACGAGCCGACCUGUGCUGGCCCCACUAUCCACACAGGAAAUGGACGACAUCGUCGGGGUAGAACCCACCAAGGAUGACACGACGGCAGCAGAUUUCUGGAAGCAGAUUGUAGACAUCCCGUUAUCCCCAGCCAUGAUGUCUCCUACGUUGAAUACGCCGAUGUAUGACGUCGACCUAGGAACACCCCCCCACCAAUCUAUGACUGCGUCCCCGACUGUCCUUGCGAGACCCCUGAAGAAGCCAGCACUGCCCGCGGCAACAGUGACAUCAGAAGAGGGAUUGAUUGCGUCACACGCGACAAUGCCGUCCCUGCGUCUCGAAGACUGCAUUCUACCACCCCUGAAGGAGCCAGCACCACCCGCGGCAACAGUGACUUCCGAGGAGGGAUUGGUUGCGUCACGCGCGACAACACCGUCCCUGCGUCACCCCAUCAUAACUCAAGCCAUCCAGUCCAUGGCACCCGGAGAGUUGCAGGCCCUGGAAACUGCCAUAGGGACCGCCUGUAGAGAAAAUGUAAUAGCUUCUCUACAAGGACUACUAGAUGAUUGGGGUCUUAAGAUCGUAUCUAAAGGCAAUCAAUCUCCAGCGGAGCGUCCCCGCUCACCGUCCCCUGAGCCGGAACCAGCCAUGCCCGGCGAGGUUACACCCCCUCACGAGGAGCCAUUUCCACCACCACCACCACCACCUAAGAAGAGGAAAGCAGUUCUAACGGUGGCCCAGUACAUCAAAAGAUCGAAAUACGUCAUCCCCAGAAAAAGGUUGUCGUUAGAAACCCGACUACAGAAAGAGUUUGGGAUCCCACCAAUCAAGGCUGAUAAAUACGCAGACGUAGCGAACCAGAGGCUCACCUUGGAGAUAGGGUCAAGCCCGACAUUUGACCUAAAUCUCCAAGAGUCAGAACUCACCCCUCCCACAAGAGAAGAGGUCCAAGCAGCAGCUUGGAAGCCAUUCAGAUAGACAUUUAUGUGAUAUGUAAUCAACUAGUGACAUUUGUGAUACUUCAACCAGGGACUGAACAGAGACAUUUUAUAUUUUGACAUUUGUGAUACUUCCACCAGUGACUGAACAGACAUUUUAUAUUUUGACAUUUGUGAUACUUCAACCAGUGACUGAACAGAGUAAAACAGAGACAUUUUAUAUUUUCACUUUUGCAGUUUU